AAUGCUUGAUGUAUGAUGGAAUAUCCAUUAAUUUUUAAAAUAAAAUAGUGCCACAAAAUUAAUUUAUCAAGUAAUAUUUACAUAUAGCAAGAUUACGACUCAGAUUUAUUAAAUCAUGUAACAUUUCAAUCAUAUGACGUUGACAGGCAGCAGGAUUAUAACUUUGACAGCUCUUGACUCACAGAUAUCAUGACAAAGAUGACAAAGACAGAUAGACAGUAGACACAGUGACAACGUAUAUAAACCAAAGAGUAUAAUAAGUAUAGGGGAUAUAUAAACCGUCACCGUCAACGGUCAAACCGAUGCAGUCGUAAACUGAAAACUCUGCAAAGUUGUAACUUUAUUUUUCGAACAAAUAUAUUUCGAAAAAUCUAGUUUCCUCCAGGUACAAAUAAUUUCCCUAAACCAUACAUAAACUCUCAAGUAAAGUCAGUGACACAAUGGAAUUUCAUUUGAAUAUCUUUACUUUAAACUGUUGGGGCAUACCAGUAGUGUCAAAAAACCGUACCGAGCGUUAUGAAGCCAUAGCCAAAUAUUUGCAAGAAAGUUCUCAUACAAUAGUCUGUCUACAAGAAGUCUGGAGUGAAAAGGAUUAUUUGUAUUUGAAAGAUAGUUUAAAAAGCAACCUCCCUUAUUCUCACUACUUUUACAGUGGUGUACUUGGGUCAGGCCUAUGUAUAUUUUCAAAAUGGAUAAUGCAAGAUGUUUUCUUCCACCAAUGGCCUCUAAAUGGUUAUAUUCACAAGAUACAUCAUGGAGAUUGGUUCGGAGGUAAAGGAGUUGGUCUCUGCCGUAUUAAGUAUGGUAACAGACUAAUUAAUGUAUAUUGUACACAUCUCCAUGCGGAGUACCAUGAAGACGAUAUUUAUUUGGCUCACAGGAUGUUGCAAGCAUAUUCAACAGCUGAAUUUGUUAACUUAACAACUGGACCCGCCGACAUAUCAAUUUUAGCUGGGGAUCUCAAUGCUGGACCUGGCGAUUUAUCUUUCAAGAUAGUCACACAAUUACCACCUUUGGUCGACCCCUUUGCUGAAGAUCCAACUAAACCAAAACCCUUUGGAACUUGUGACUGUGCUAAUAAUAGCUAUUCAGAUCCUAAUCAAGUGAAGAUUUGUCCAGAGGGAAAGAGGAUAGAUCAUAUUUUAUAUAAACUUAACCCUGCUUGGGAGGCUGAAGUAAUCAAGUUUGGCAACCCAUUACCUGAUAGAGUGCCUGGCAAAGACUUCUCGUAUUCUGAUCACAAUGCAGUUUCCUUAGAAUUACUUGUUAAACCACUUGACAAUAAAUAUGUAGAAAAAGAAGUUAACAUUGGCGAUACGUUCGAUGACACAGCUACCCAAGCUAUUAAGGUUUGUGGAGAAGCUAUGACUAACUUGUCAAAAUCUAAGACACUGUACCUGACAGUUGGUGGCUUGAUCCUGAUGUUCCUAAUUGGCACGGUUGGUUAUUGGCCAAACAGCAUAAUUUAUGAUGUAAUCAAACUAUUCAUUACUGGACUUUGCUUCUACUAUCUUAUAAUGGGAUCAUUAUGGCACAGAAUCGAAAUGAACAGCUUGAAGGCUGGAUUGACUGCUUUAGAAAAUUUCUGCAGAACAAGAAUUGAAUCAAAGAUCGCCACUGAUUAAGCGUUGCUUUACUGCAUACAAUCUGACUAAAGGCAUAUCAAAGAGUACAUAUUAAAUAAUAUAAUUAUUAAAUACUGUAAUUUUGUAAUAAGGAAUUUGAACAUUCCUACAUUAUCUGCGUUUAUGCGUCUUAUGAGGCUGUUUACUUAAUAAUUGAUUAGAAAAUAAGUAAAUGAAGUAAUAAUAGAUAACCAAGCAAGUAUUAUAUGGAAUUGUCAGAAAUUGUGCGCUGCGCCUAGAGUGUGAAUGUAUGCAAAGUGCUUUUCUCUGUAAAUUUUUCUAUCAGAUAUCACGCAAUAUUAUUCAUUUUUUAUAAUCACUAUCGCGAGACAUACUAAA
Spodoptera litura is the source of this 1964-nucleotide messenger RNA. RefSeq names its product neutral sphingomyelinase (gene nSMase). NCBI's taxonomy places the organism in Eukaryota, Metazoa, Arthropoda, Insecta, Lepidoptera, Noctuidae. The record is from RefSeq and is a predicted model, not a curated record. Gene Ontology annotation, molecular function: sphingomyelin phosphodiesterase activity.